ACUACCCGCACUUCUUCUCAGUGACCAUGACUGAGAAGACCCAAGAACCUCAUGUGGAGGAUGAUGAUGAUGAGCUGGAUGGGAAACUCAACUACAAACCUCCUCCCCAGAAGACACUGCAGGAGCUGCAAGAGUUGGACAAGGAUGAUGAAAGCCUUGCUAAAUACAAGAAGUCCCUGCUGGGAGAUGGACCUGUGGUAGUAGACCCAACAGCUCCCAAUGUGGUGGUCACCCGCCUCACCCUGGUAUGUGACUCUGCUCCAGGACCAAUCACCAUGGACCUUACAGGUGAUCUUGAAACACUCAAGAAAGAGACCUUCGUAUUAAAGGAAGGAGUGGAAUAUAGAGUUAAGAUCCACUUUAGAGUAAACAGGGACAUUGUGUCGGGACUGAAAUACGUGCAGCACACCUACCGGACAGGAGUGAAGGUGGACAAAGCCACAUUCAUGGUUGGCAGCUAUGGGCCGCGGCCAGAGGAGUAUGAGUUCCUGACACCUACUGAGGAGGCUCCUAAGGGUAUGCUGGCUCGAGGCACCUAUCACAACAAGUCCUUCUUCACGGAUGAUGACAAGCAUGACCAUCUCACCUGGGAGUGGAACCUGUCCAUCAAGAAGGAAUGGACAGAAUGAGUUCACUCAGUAUGCCUUCCCCCUUCCCAUUCCCUUGCCUCCUGCACCAGUCUCCAGGUGGGCCAUGCCCACCACGCUGCUCCUUCCUGCCACUGCGGCCAGCCACAACCCUGGCAGCCCUUCCCAUGGGUGCUGGGGCUCUGUGCCAGCCUUUGUCGAUGCACAGGUCUGUAGGCGGCCUUUGCUGCUGCUUCUGAUACACUGAAAAUAACCUGCCCUUUCUCACCACCACCCCAUCAUUACACCUAAUGGGUUAAAUUGGGAAGUAUCUCCUUCCCUUUCUCCCAGUACUUCCUCCUGCUGCCUCCAUCUCUCCUGUACCAACUCUGGUCCCGGAAGUGCCUUUUCUAGGAAACGAGAUCACCUGGCAGGGUGGACUGGUCCCUGGAAAAUCCCUGAGUUAUACUUGCCAUAUGUUCUGACUCACCGUAAAUGGUUUCUUACCUUCCAUGAUGGUCUCCUGGUCUGUAUCUGGUGCCCCACCCCAUUAAAAUCCAUCCUUGUGCAGGCAAAACCAGUUGGGGGAAUGCAGCUAGAUGCUGUAACAAGACUUCAGUGUCCCCAGAAUAAAACCAGUUUCUUUCUUC
Messenger RNA from Neopsephotus bourkii (Bourke's parrot), 1216 nucleotides. It is a transcript of the gene ARHGDIB, whose product is annotated as Rho GDP dissociation inhibitor beta. The record is from RefSeq and is a predicted model, not a curated record. NCBI's taxonomy places the organism in Eukaryota, Metazoa, Chordata, Aves, Psittaciformes, Psittacidae. Gene Ontology annotation, biological process: Rho protein signal transduction. The coding region runs from base 27 to 629 and encodes 200 amino acids. The transcript is spliced from 5 exons. Gene Ontology annotation, molecular function: protein binding; Rho GDP-dissociation inhibitor activity. Gene Ontology annotation, cellular component: cytosol; cytoplasm; membrane.